Molecule: messenger RNA, 273 nt
Organism: Didymodactylos carnosus
Lineage: Eukaryota; Metazoa; Rotifera; Eurotatoria; Philodinida; Philodinidae
Source: the annotation of a GenBank genome assembly
AUGGGACACGGUAUCAGUCAACACAGUGGUAAAGGACAGCGACAUACUCAUUGCCAUGGGCAGCGACGACGCGAACAUCGCCGUCACAAUCACUGUCAUCGUCGUAAUCAAAAUGCAUGCUGUAACCGUCAGCCUAUACAACAAAAUUAUGAACCAGUUUUAGCAGCUACUUUUCAACAAUAUCCCUCUGCUCUACCUCCAACUGCACCCCCUUAUGAGACACCACCUCCACCAUAUAGCUCACUGCAACCACCAGCGUAUCGAUAUGAAUAG